UAGCAACCAACUGCACGUCACACAACAAUUCCAGACCAAUUGACCAAACAUCACAACCCAAACAAGAACAACCCAUCAACCAUUGAACCAGCCAGAGAAGAAAGAUCUACACCCACCACCAUGUCUGUAACACUCCACACAACACUCGGCGAUCUCAAGAUUGAGAUCUUUUGCGAAAGCGUCCCCAAAACAGCAGAAAACUUCCUAGCACUCUGCGCCUCCGGAUACUACAACGCUUCCCCCUUCCACCGUAUGAUCCCCUCCUUCAUGGUGCAAACCGGCGCACCCGCCAACCCUUCCCCGCCCGAGAACCCCAAGGGCGGCCGGUCCAUUUACGGCCCGACCUUCGAAGACGAGAUCCGGCCAGUGCUGCGACACAACGAGCGGGGCAUCGUCAGCAUGGCCAACAAGGGGCCCAACACCAACGGAUCUCAAUUCUUCAUUUUGUUCGACAAGGCCCCGCAUCUGGACGGGCUGAACACGGUGUUCGGGAAGUUGAUUGGAGACGAGAGCUUGCAGACGCUGGCAAAGCUGGAGGGAUUGGAGGUGGAUAAGAAGAAUCGGAUCAAGGAGGAGGUGAGAAUCGAAAGGGUUACGGUGCAUGCUAAUCCGCUGGCCAAGUGAAGAGAUGAAAAACUGGGAUUGGAGCUGGAGGUUGGGACGAAGACACGCCGGGCCAGCCAGUCGACAUCAAUUAUCCGAGACUGAGAGGGAAGCCGGAUUCGGGAAGAAAUCGAGUACCGACAUACCACACGGCGUGCCGCUCACAGAAGCGAACGAGACGGGGAAGGAUAAUCAAGCGGACAGCGACCGAAGUCGGAAACCAAACGGCGAAAACGCUCUUACGCAACCGCACACACCACACCACCACACCAACCCUCAUUGGCCUCACACACCCCGACAAUAAUACAUCCCUCAACAUCUGUUGUCCACUCGCGCUGUCUAAUCUCCCCACGCCGCGCCCUGUAUCGAAAGUAUCGAACUGUCGGAAGGGAGCAAGCGGCGGAGAAGUACUACACAGUACGCGCGUGCGGCGUGCAAGGUGCAAAAUGGCAGGAAUCUUGACCACUUGGUCGGCUAUCACGGCUGUAGUAGGGUAGACACCAAGGAGGGAUAUGAUGAUGAUGUUGAUGAUGACGACGAUGAUGACACCCCAGACGGCACAACUCACCUCGCACCACAGUUCCUCUCACUCUUACCUUCUCUCUGGCGCUCCCACAUCUCUCUGGCUCUCCCAUCGGACUAUUAAUCAGCCGGCGAGGAAGGGUGGUUGUGUAACAUUCCAACGUCAGCCGUCGUGGUUUUGGUUGGUAUCGGAGGCCUCUGUCAUGGCUAUGCCUUUAUACGACCACGAUGCGGCUGGCGGCUUCAGUUGUGGAUGAACUUGCGACGAUGAAAGUUAUGACGAACAACGUCUUGAUGCGGUUUUAUACGACCUAAGCUGUGCUAUGCUUUGAUAAGCCCAGCAAAGCAAAGCAAAGCUAAGCUAAGCAAUAGACUUUAUGAUUUUCAGAAGAGCUAGAAGGACUAGGAGUGCUAGAAGGGAUCAAUAUUUCCACCAAAGUCACACCACAGAGACAAAUUGUAUAGCUACCUAGUAUGGUAGUGAGGAAUACUUGGUCACAAAUCCCUGAACAAGUAGCAAAUGAUACAAGGGUCAAAUAGUGAAUAUGAAGUGUGUGAUCACCACACAAAACCCGGAUUUUCAUCCAUCCAUAAAAUCUAAAUAAGAUAGAUAAGUAGUACACACACAGGGACCGAACCAGAACCAGAAAUAAGAGUAGAGAGUAUAUGUGACCUUCACCACACUCCAAGUAGGUGAAUAAUAAUAAAAGUGAUAAAGAGAAAUAAAGGAAAGCGUACCGUUGAGACAAAGUAAUAAGAUAACCGAUCCUUCUCUUCUUCUUUCUCUACCCACUCAAUCACUCACUCUAGUACCUUACACGGUUAUUUUACUACUGUAUCCCUUUUCUUGCUGUAAGCCGUCCGUGACCGACCGACGGACCAACUCCUCAUGCACCGGCACCGAUUUAACCACCCAGCGAUAUCAUCAUUUUUUUUUUUUUUU
Messenger RNA from Neurospora crassa OR74A, 2068 nucleotides. RefSeq names its product peptidyl-prolyl cis-trans isomerase-like 3. Gene Ontology annotation, biological process: protein peptidyl-prolyl isomerization; protein folding. The record is from RefSeq and is a predicted model, not a curated record. The coding region runs from base 121 to 624 and encodes 167 amino acids. Gene Ontology annotation, cellular component: catalytic step 2 spliceosome. The transcript has 2 exons. NCBI's taxonomy places the organism in Eukaryota, Fungi, Ascomycota, Sordariomycetes, Sordariales, Sordariaceae. Gene Ontology annotation, molecular function: peptidyl-prolyl cis-trans isomerase activity.